AUUAUUAAUCUCCCGGCACAAAAUAUUUUGUUUUCGACAUGUAUGGCAUAAAAACACCAAUUUGUAAGUUAUUGUGAAAACAUAAUCUCUGUUCGUAACAAAAAUGACUCCAACAACCGUUUAUUAAAUUGGAAAUUGGACUAAGGCGAGUCGAAGGGAUUCGGAAUCAUUUAAGUGUUUUUGAUUAAAAAGAAAAUUCUUUGAAACCAAAAACUAUAUUUGUAACUAAUAUUAUGGCUGUGUGCCUUUCAAGCCGUAUUGUGCCUUCAACUCACAAAAUUUUUAACUUAACUUACUUUCGAAGCUUCACUUCUAAACAUGUUCAUCAGAUGAGCAACACCAGCAGAAACAUCACUCGACCCUGCUCUACACAUUUGUUAGUAGACACUAGAAAAUGUACGAGUAUCUUGUGCACUAGAACUUUUACGGCAACCUCGUGCGUUACCUCUCGCAAUGGAAAAGGUAGACGAGAAACUACGUCCAUGGAAAACACCAGGCUAACGGAAGUAAUCACCAUUUAUGAGAAGCUGACAAAGUCGAAAGGUCGUGGUGACGGGGACGUCUUCCGUUUUACAGACGACACAAAAUUGAGUCCGACACCAACAAUAGAUGCAGUGGCGGACGAAUCUGCCACGGUAUUGGACUUUUCCAAAUUUCGAGAUAUGUACAAUCAAAACUACACCUACUUCUCGGCGGCAACAGGUCUGAUUCAGGCACAUGCACUGCAUACACUACAAUGGAAGUACUCCACAUCUAGACCAACUGAGACAACUGAUUAUUCGGAUUUGAUUUUCAAUUCCAAGCAAUUCUGUUUGGGCAUCGUUAAUCCUACGGAAGAGGAUUUGGGUCUACUCAAGUCGCGUUUUCAUAUCCAUGAUCUCACACUAAGGGACAUCAGAGAACAAAAUACGGAGGAGAAAGUCGAAGUGUUCAAAAAUUAUACAUUCAUUUCGUUGAAAGUGUAUCUGGAAGCACCGGAGAAUCAAACGGAUGCGUUACCACGAGGAAAAAAGGAAGAUUUGAACAUCCUAUUGUUUCCGGAUUCAGAAAUUGCAAUCAUUCUACAUUAUGGCGCGCCUUGGCCAGGUUUCAAGGAUAUGUUGGGCUUUCUUAAUCUGCUAUGCAAUUACGGAAAUUCGAACUUAACUCCUGAUUGGGUAUUGUUUUCGAUUAUCAUUGAGCUAACCCAGGACGCCAAAUUUGGCGUGCAACAAUUGGAACCCAAAAUUUUGAAUUUAAAAGUAGCCAACACCGAUCCCGUAAACGGUCAACCCCGUCUGUUAACUGGCCUAAAUGGAAACGAGACCGAUCUAUCACAGGCACUAACAAAGAAUUUCGAAAACGAAUUUGAAAUCUACAAAAUCAAUCGAUUCAUAAAACCCAAAAUUCGAGUACUCAAGGAACUGGAAGAAAAAGGGAACGCGCGAGUCAGUGCAAAGGUUUUGACUCUACUAGCAGGCGCGAGAAAAGACAUGGAAGAAGUUGGAGAAGUUUUAGACAACUUCAAUCACAUCUUGGAACGGUCACAGGAUACCUGUCUUACCUUAGCAAAUAUUCGUCAGUCAAAAGAGGCAAACGAAAUGGGUCGAAUGAUGAAACGACUGUCAGAAGUGGCGCUCCUGUUUUUACCGUUGCAAGCAAUAGCUGGCUUGCUUGGAAUGAAUGUUAAGAUUCCAAUGCAGUAUUGCGAGAGUACGUUACCGUUUUGGGGUAUCUGUGCUGCAUCGUCUGCUUUAGUUAUAAUUCUUUAUCGGAUUAACCAAGCCGCAAGUAAACGUCCGAAAUCGAAAUGAAAUCAACCAUUGGUAAAACUAAAGGUCAUUUAACUCUGAGCAUUUAACUAUGAGCUUUUUGUACUUACACUGUGCUUUGUAUUAUCGAAUUUUACACAAUUUUGGGUAUUAAAACAAUUAAUUCUUUGAA
Messenger RNA from Bradysia coprophila, 1923 nucleotides. RefSeq lists its product as uncharacterized. The record is from RefSeq and is a predicted model, not a curated record. Gene Ontology annotation, cellular component: membrane. Lineage: Eukaryota; Metazoa; Arthropoda; Insecta; Diptera; Sciaridae. Gene Ontology annotation, molecular function: metal ion transmembrane transporter activity. Gene Ontology annotation, biological process: metal ion transport; transmembrane transport.